This is a messenger RNA of Brassica napus (rape), 1336 nucleotides long. Its product is annotated as factor of DNA methylation 5-like. Bases 1 to 456 code for a protein of 151 amino acids. Gene Ontology annotation, biological process: gene silencing by siRNA-directed DNA methylation. The transcript has 2 exons. The record is from RefSeq and is a predicted model, not a curated record. Lineage: Eukaryota; Viridiplantae; Streptophyta; Magnoliopsida; Brassicales; Brassicaceae.
AUGUAUUUGCAGGGAUUCAGAGAUUUAUCAGGUGAAGGAUCCGUGAUCGGAGUAAAGAGGAUGGGAGAAGUUGAUGAAAAACCUUUUCUGAAAGUAUGCGAACAGAGAUUCAAUGGCGAAAAUGUCGGGCUGCAACAUGCCAUGCUUUGUUCAGAAUGGCAGAAAAACAUCAAUGACUCAGCGUGGUACCCAUUUAAACUAGUAGUAACUGGAGAAAAAAUGAAGGAAGUUGUGGAUGAUGAAGAUGAGAAACUUAAGAAAAUGAGUGAAGAGUGGGGAGAAGAUGUGAAGAACGCAGUGACGACAGCACUCGAGGAGCUUAACGAUUUCAACCCAAGUGGUCGGUAUUCUGUUCCAGCACUGUGGAAUUUUGAACACGGGAGAAAAGCCACACUCAGUGAAGGUAUUGCUCACAUGACGCAGCAAAUCAAAAAUCUCAAACGCCAACGGACCUAAAAUGUAUGUGCCACAACUUUGCAAAUGAACCUCUCUAGGUUUGACGGUAUACACAUAUACAUAUAGUGAUGCGUCAGUUUCGUUUUAUGUUGAUGAUACUAAGAUUAGUGUAACUUGUUACAGGAAGCAGGAUGAUCAGUGAAGGAUGUUAAAUAGGUUCUUAACGGGUUUUGGAUUGAUAAGCAAGGAGAUACUUGUUUUGUAAGGGCUUGUUACUUUCUAGUCAGUGCUUCUCUAAUUUUAUUUUAAGCAAUCUAAACCCGUUCGAAUGUACUGUUUUGAAACUCUACUACAUUCCUAUUAGUAUUAACUAUUUUCUUCUCGUUGGUUUUGGUAACACGUUUUUCUUUUGUGUCUUAUAAACUAAAACCAUCGUUAGGGUAAUUAACUUACGUGGCCUUUCUCAAAUUCUCAUGUUUUUUUCUUGUAAACAAUUGCUAUGGACGUCUAGAGAGCUGAGUAAUCACAGUUAGGCACCCAUUUAUUUGUACAAAACAACAGUGGAAAAUUGAUAGACUCAUCUCAUAUGCCUCAGUUCAUCACUCAACAACUGCGCAACACACAAGGAACAAAGUUUACCAACCUGAUGAGAAUGCAGAGAAGAGUUUAGUUUCAAUCACUAACUGUUAGCACGCUUUGGUUUAAUUGUGUGGCUCAAAGAACAAUAUUGAGACGAACUUCAAGUUCUUUAUAUACUCCCUCCUUUUUUUUAUAAAUGACUUUGUAUCAUUUCACACAAAUUUAGGUAACUAAUACUCCCUCCGUUUUUUAAUAUAAGUCGUUUUAAAGCUAUGCACGUAAAUUAAGAAAAUCAUUAAUUUCUUAUAUUUUCGAAACAAAAACAUCAUUAAUUAUUUACCUAACUACAAUUCAACCAAUA